This is a messenger RNA of Aspergillus pseudotamarii, 1586 nucleotides long. RefSeq names its product dihydrofolate reductase. NCBI's taxonomy places the organism in Eukaryota, Fungi, Ascomycota, Eurotiomycetes, Eurotiales, Aspergillaceae. Gene Ontology annotation, molecular function: NADP binding; dihydrofolate reductase activity. The transcript has a single exon. Gene Ontology annotation, cellular component: mitochondrion. The coding region runs from base 524 to 1270 and encodes 248 amino acids. Gene Ontology annotation, biological process: dihydrofolate metabolic process; glycine biosynthetic process; tetrahydrofolate biosynthetic process. The record is from RefSeq and is a predicted model, not a curated record.
CAUCAGUUGCACCACAGAACAGCAGAGAUGCUAGGCUUGCAAGGCUCCUACGUUAUAACGAAUGAUUACUUUUGUACAAAAAAAUCCAGAAUCUAGCUUACUAGAUGAUGAUUAUCCCAUGUAAUUCUCAGCUCAAUACAGAGUAGUACAAUUGAGAUCUUAUUAUUCCCAAAAUCAAGCAAAAAAGCCCUUUUCCCCGGUCGGGGAUUCAAACAAACCUCAUCAAAGACCGCCUUCUAAUACAGAGAUACACCGCUAAUAAUGGUAGGCGGUCAAUGUAGUGGUACCUUAGGGCUCCACCCAUAAAUGUCCCGAUAAGGCAAGCGUGCACCAACUCAGCUCCAACUUAUACAUUCCAUCAACAACUCUUUGACCUACUUCUAAACAUAACGAUAUAGUUAUACAACAACCAAAACCUUCUACACAUCCCAUCACUAAAGAAAAAGUCCCAGCCUCCCAACCAACACUGCCCACCCAGAAGAAAAGCAACCAACCCCUCACCACCCCCCCAAGCUAACCAAAAAUGCCACCAACGAACCCCCUCACCCUAAUAGUCGCAACGACCCCAGUCCCCACGCGCGAAAAAACCCUCCUCGGAAUCGGUCUAAAUGGCACGCUCCCCUGGCCGCGCAUAAAAGCUGACAUGAGCUUCUUUGCGCGCGUGACAACCCGCCCCCCGCGCCCAGGUACAACAAAUGCCAUGAUCAUGGGCCGGAAGACGUAUGAUUCCGUGCCUAAGAGUCUGCGGCCGCUGGGGAAGAGGAUUAGUGUUGUUGUUACGCGGGAUGUGGCGGGUGUGAGUAAACGGGUCUCGGAGGAAUUGGAGAGGAAGAGGGCGAAAAUGGAUGCCGCUACUGCUGCGGCUACUUCUGCUGGGGAGAAUAAGGAGGAGGGGCCGGUUACGGAUGCGAUUGUUAGUUCUGGGUUGGAAGCGGCGCUUGAGGAUGUGGAGGAGAAGUUUAAAGGGGGGUUGGGGAGUGUUUUUGUGAUUGGGGGUGCGGAGAUUUAUGCGGCUGCUUUGGGGUUGGGAGGGGAUCGGCCGGUUAGGAUUGUUAUGACGAAUGUUGAGAAGAAGGGGUGGGAUGGGGAGAAGGCUGGGUUUGAGUGCGAUACUUUCUUUCCGAUUGACGAGGAGUUGCUCACGGAGAAGGGAUGGAAGAAGGUGAGUGCGGAGGAAGUGACUGAGUGGGUGGGUGAGCCUGUCACGGGGGAAUGGAAAGAUGAAGGCGAGGUUAGGAUUCAGAUGGUUGGAUAUGAACGGGUCAAUUGAAGUUGUGGGCACUGUGCGCAGCUUAGCCUCUCAUUUGUAUAUAACGAUAGCGUUCGAUUGCUUUGUGCAAUGAUAAUCUAUAUACGGUGAGUCUUCCCCAUCUGAGGUUCAAUGCUAGGCAUCUGCAGUCAAAGAGGCGCUUGCUAAUGAAGACAUAUCUAUCAACAAAGACGUCAAACUCCGUCAAACAUAAUUAAGUAUACAGGCAUCCCCCGCUGAUACACACUUGGUAGUAGAAACAGCGCUAAGAAAAGUACAGUUUAUAGUAAGAUCAGCAUGUGCACGAUGCUCAAGCUCAAAUAUAUGCAAAAAAAAA